AUGGUUCCUCGAUUAAAUACCCUCAGAUCGUUGAAUCCAAAGCUACUCCCACACUUUAGUGCUCUUCCUCGAUCUACCCACCAGUAUGGGUUCAAGAACAUUGUGAGUGCUAAAACAUGCCAGGAAAUCAUCGACAGGCUUAAACUCCGGGAAAAAUACCCCAACUCCGAAGAAAAUUUAAAUAUCGUGGACAUAUUUUCCGGAUACGGUCUACUUUCUUCAAUGAUAAAUUAUGAGUUAAAGCCAAAGUCCCACAUAAUCAUCGAUUCAACUAAAGAAAAUGAGAAGAUCUGGAACAGCCGAAUGAGCUUCUUGGAAAGGACAACUGGGAAUGCCGAAAAUUUCAAAUACUAUAAUCUAGAUGGUCAUGCAUGGGAAACUUACGAUCAGAUUUUCAAAAAGGACAAGGCUAUUGAUUUGAAAAUCCAACCAAGAGAGAAAGUUAAUGACGAGUUACUCAUUGUAGCCAACAUUUCAUCGGGAAAGUUUGGAGAAUCACUCUUUGCCCAAUGGAUCAUGUGCUGUGCAUAUCAAAAUUGGUUGCAAAGGUUUGGUCGUGUCAGAAUGAUCUUAUUAGUUCGGGAGUCCACCACUGUAAAAUUCCUUGCGGGCCCAAACUUUUCGAAGCGAAACAGAGCAGCUUUGAAACGAGAUAUGUUUACAGAUGUCGAACUUAUCGCAGUGUCAGAUACCCAGGUUGAUAGUACUGGUAUGGCAGGAGAUGGCUAUGAUCCCAAUCUACUCUUGAAAGACCAGCCACUAGUAAUGACUGGAUCUUCAGUUCUUCCUUCUGGGGGUGACCUAUCUGUUGUUGAAGUUGUGCCCAAACACCUUCCUAGUCUAGAUGUGAAUGCUGUGGAAUAUCUUACCCAAGUCUUUAUGUAUAAAGCAAGCAAUACUAUCAAAGAAUCGUUUAGCAUAUUGGCUCCUGGAGCGGAGGAAGAUUUGGGGCCUCAGCUUUCUACAGAAAUCUUGAACAAAACGGCAAGGCAGCUCUCAAGAGAAGACUUGGAAGCCAUUUACACUGCCUACAAUAAUUGGGCAUUCAAGCCAUCGUAUGAAGAUACACUCAACUUUUUCACGGAGGAAACUAGAAAUUUCUAG
Molecule: messenger RNA, 1104 nt
Organism: Sungouiella intermedia
Lineage: Eukaryota; Fungi; Ascomycota; Pichiomycetes; Serinales; Metschnikowiaceae
Source: the annotation of a GenBank genome assembly